AUGUUCAGUAUCAUUUUCAUAAUAGGAUUUCCAGGGAAUAUUAUUUCAAUUUCAGUGUAUGUUUUGAAGAUGAGGCCAUGGAGAACAAGUAUCAUCAUCUUGCUGAAUUUGGCCAUCACAGACCUCAUGCAUCUCAGCAGCCUCCCAUUCUUGGUUUACAAUUAUGUUAAUCAAGAGCACUGGACUCUUGGGGACUUCAUGUGCAAACUGAUCCGCAUUGUUUUUCAUUUCAACUUGUAUGGGAGCAUUCUUUUCCUCACCUGUUUCAGCAUCUUCCGCUAUAUUGUCAUUGUUCAUCCAAUGAAAUUUCAUUCCAUUCAUAAACGGAGAUGGGCAGUUAUAGCUUGUGCAGCUGUUUGGGUGAUUGCACUAAUUGAGGUCCUUCCAAUGGUUAUUUUUAUGAGAGACAUACAAGAUACUGUAGCUUGCAUGGAUUUUGCAGUGUCUCUGGAAAGGUACAAUGUACGCUGGUACAAUGCUUGUCUCACUACUAUUGGGUUUGCUUUACCAUUGUUGGUGGUGACUCUUUGCUACACCUGUAUCAACUGUAGCCUGGCAAAUGGACCCUAUACUGAUGAUGUCCAAAAGAAAAAGGCCGUAGGCUUGUUGUCAUUCUUUUGGUGGUGUUUUAUGUUUGUUUUUUUCCUUUACAUAUUUUUAGAGCUAUUCGUAUUGAAACACGACUACACCAUGUAA
Staurois parvus is the source of this 696-nucleotide messenger RNA. NCBI's taxonomy places the organism in Eukaryota, Metazoa, Chordata, Amphibia, Anura, Ranidae. The record is from the annotation of a GenBank genome assembly.